Molecule: messenger RNA, 1706 nt
Organism: Salvia splendens (bonfire salvia)
Lineage: Eukaryota; Viridiplantae; Streptophyta; Magnoliopsida; Lamiales; Lamiaceae
Exons: 3
Coding region: 787-1296 (169 amino acids)
Source: RefSeq, a predicted model, not a curated record
UGAUGAGGAUGGACAAUGAGCUUAUAACUGCCUUGAUCGAGCGCUGGAGGCCUGAGACACACUGUUUCCACCUUCCAGUUGGUGAAGUUACCGUAACCUUACAUGAUGUGCAAAGCCUGUGGGGUUUGAGAGCAGACGGUCGUGUUUUCACUGGCCGUGACUACCCUGUUGGAUAUAAAGAGUGACCCAGCAAGUGUAGAGAUGUGUUGGGAUGGAUACCUGACUGAGAAACAGAAACGAAGCACGGUGGUUUGUUGAUGACAUCUCUGAUCCACCAAGCGACCAUGCCGUUGGGUGAUGGGCUGCAUGAUUAUGCAUACAUCCAAAGAGCACGCAUACAUGCUCUGAUCUUGUUAGGGGGGACUUAUUUUACCGGACACCACAGGAUGCAAGGUCCCCUUUAUGUGGUUAAAUGCCUUUGACGAUCCGGAAGAAGUAGCUAAUAUCAGUUGGGGUAGUGCUGCUUUAGCAUAUCUGUACCAUUAUUUGUGCGAGGCUUCUGUAGGCAGGCAGAGAAGAGAUGUGGGUGGACCUAUGGUUCCCUUGCAGCUGUGGGCGUGGGAAAGAAUGCCUACAUUGAGGUCAGCCUUCUUGAUAUCGCCUAUGCACACGCCGUAUACCCCGUGCGGAGCUAAGUAAUGUGGCACGGAGUUACUGAAAUUCGUAAUGCUCCCCGACAUUCAGUAGCUCAUUAUCGUGAUCAAUUAUCACUGAUUCGUCCGGGCCAGGUUAAAUUUAUUUUUGUUGACUUAUUUAAUGAAUUUACUAUAGUAUGCAGAUUGUAUCAUGCCCGAUUACUGCAUUGAUCCGACUGCAUCCUUCUUGUGCGACACUUAUUUGGUGUGCUGGUCAUUUGUCGAGGCACACGAGGCUGGAUGCGUUUACCGACAACUUAACCGCUACCAACGUAUUCCUCAGUAUUGUGAUAGGAUGCUGCAUAAUGCCAGACAUCUGUGUAAAAGUUAUCGCCGUGGGAGGAAGGGCGCCGAUUGGGUUAAGGUAUAUAAAUUCUUCAAUAAUGAAUGGGAUUUGAGACACGACAGGUUCCAAGCAACUUUUGACCAUGCCACGGCGACAAUGGAUGGUCGCAUUAAUCCGAGCUAUAUGGCGUGGUACAAUAGGAUCACAGUGUUGUACCUAGUUCAACCUGCGACACAGUCAACUAUUGGGAUGAACGAGUCAGCCUCUUCAAUGAAGAAAUUGGUUGAGACCCUUCAGGGGAUAUGGCAUUUGACCUCUGAACAUGACACAGACCCUUGGUUACGGCAGAUUUGGGAAAUGGCUGCUAGGAUGUGACGGAGUAUCCAACUUCGUACGACGGAUCAUACUGAUGUAAUGGAGUAUCCAACUUCGCAACGGCGAAAUAUGGUCAUGCCGUCAGAAAGAAGAUGACCAUGAAGACGAGGGCGGGGAAGAAGAUGAUGAAGUUAUAUUUCAACCACCGACCGAGGGAUCCUCACGUCCAACUGUGAAGAGUUCAUCAAGUAAGAUUGGGAAGGCUAUGCACAAUGUAUUAAGGGGGUUUUCCACAAGGAAGAACAAAGGGAAAGCUCCAACAAAGUUCACGCUUUCGGGGAAAUAAUAUUUCAACAAGGAAUAACAAUGUAUUGUUACAUUCAAAUAGUUUUUCUAUUAGUACUAAAAAAAUAGUCAUCUAACAAUUUCUUGUUUCAACUUCAAUUCUAGCAAAAAUAAUUCUCAUUUUA